UGCUUUCUUCCUCUCCCCAUCCCUCCUUCCCCGAGCCGCCAUCGCAAAAUGAUCCCCCACGCCACCCCUCGAAUCCUCCUCCCCUUCCAGGCGAGGCAUCACCUCGCCAGAUCCACUGCUUCUCUUCACAGUGCAUUCCCUCGCCGCCCCGUCUACUUCUCCACCACCGCCCGGCAGCUCUUCAAUCCCUCAGCUCUUCAUUCACAACAGAACGGAUCAACUUCCGACCCAUCCGUAACAACGGCCCCUGUAGAGUCCCCAGCAAAGUCGACAGAGGACACGGAGCCAGCACCAACACCAACCAACCUCGGCACCCCGCCCGAGUCUGUCGCCUGCACCGUCUCCCCUCCUGCAACCUAUGCCUUCCUCAAACCCACACCCGUCGUUCUGCUGACUGCUCCUUUUGGCGGGAACUGGUGCUUCCGUGACACAUGGCAGACAACACUCGCAGACCAAGGCUACCAAAGCACGAGUAUCGAAUUGGGCAUGCCCCUCGAACCCUUGGACUCUGGUGACGCCUACAUCCGACACUUUGUCAAGGUCCUCAAGACCUCGAUCGAAACGGACCAUUCCUUCUACCCACCGAUUUUGAUUGCUCAUGGACUACACGCCCUCGUUGCCCAGAAAUAUGUGGAAUCGAACCCCGUCAGCGCCUUGGUGUUGGUCUCCCCGUUUAUUCCACAGGUCGUCAAACGUAGAUUUGGAGAGCUCUCACAGAAAUUGAAGGUUGAGGGCCCGGAAUGGAAGGCGCAUACGGUGGGAGCGGAAGAGAGGGUACACAAAGCAAUGAUCGAGGACGCGAAGGUAAAACAGGACACCGCAGAGUCAGCAUUGAACCGAUCAGCAGCAGCACCGGCAGCAGAGAUGACACCAUCUUCAGAAACACAUUCUACACAGACGACACAAGAUCUCCCAUCAGAAUUCAACUUCAUCACCCACGCGGAUGUGCUGGCACAGGACGGCUUCCGCGAAAAAUACGUCCUACCAAAAAAGGCCGUUUACAAAAUCGAUCAGGUCGCCAAGAAGCUCCAGGAGAAGGAAAAAGAACAACAGGAGCAGGUCGAGAAACAGAAACAGGAUGAGGCCCUUCAAUCAAUGGAAGAGGAAACAGAGCUUAGGAAACAGCAAAGUAUCCAAACCGAAACAUAUUCAUCAUCAUCAUCAACAACAACAGCAGCAGCAGCACCGUUAGCGGGAGAGGUCAACAUCAAAACCAACGACACUGUAAACAGCCUGUCGAGUGCUGAAGAGGGAAUUGAACCGAUCAAGGGAUCUGAGGCGCUCGGCAGGGAUUCGGUACCGGUUUUUGAGUUGGCACCCGAUACUGUAAUAGUAACAACUGAUGCAGACACGCAGGCGGACUACGGACUCACGGAAGCCGCCAGAGAUGACGCCUCUUUGCCUGUCCAGACCGCCGAGUCCGAAGCCUCGGUCCCCUCACCACUCGAACAACUCCCUCUCGCCAUCUACGACUCGAUUCCGACCAGUGCCUUUGAGCCAAACUUUCCUAUUCUCCUCGUCACCUCCAAUGGGGACGAGAUCGUCUCGACCGCCGAUGUGAAGGAACAUCAUGCCUUGGCAGGACAGGUCGAUCACAUUGAGCUUGAAAAUAUGGAUGAUGGUGGACAUUUGAUCAUGGUCUCCGAUAGCACAGAAUGGGAGCAAGGGAUUGAGGGUAUCACAGCUUGGCUCGACUCCAAUGGUAUGUAACAAAG
Gamsiella multidivaricata is the source of this 1715-nucleotide messenger RNA. RefSeq lists its product as uncharacterized. NCBI's taxonomy places the organism in Eukaryota, Fungi, Mortierellomycota, Mortierellomycetes, Mortierellales, Mortierellaceae. The transcript has 2 exons. The record is from RefSeq and is a predicted model, not a curated record. The coding region runs from base 49 to 1710 and encodes 553 amino acids.